This is a messenger RNA of Dichomitus squalens LYAD-421 SS1, 1179 nucleotides long. RefSeq names its product amidohydrolase 2. Gene Ontology annotation, molecular function: carboxy-lyase activity; hydrolase activity. The record is from RefSeq and is a predicted model, not a curated record. Gene Ontology annotation, cellular component: cytoplasm; cytosol. Gene Ontology annotation, biological process: secondary metabolic process. Bases 1 to 1179 code for a protein of 392 amino acids. The transcript has 4 exons. NCBI's taxonomy places the organism in Eukaryota, Fungi, Basidiomycota, Agaricomycetes, Polyporales, Polyporaceae.
AUGUCCGCGCAGAGGCUGCUCGUCGACGUCCACACCCACGUCUACCUCCCGCGAUACGCCGCCUUCCUCCGCACUCGCUCCUCCGUCCCGCGCAUCUUCACCCGCCCCUCCCCCGAGUCCGGCAAGCCAGAGGAACGCCUCCUCAUCCUCGACGACGAGCCCAGCACCGGACGCCCCAUCGGCGCACAGUACUGGGAGCGCGAUGAGAAGCUCAAGUUCAUGGACCGACACGCGAUCGACGUCUCCGUUGUAAGUUCCGCGAAUCCCUGGCUAGACUUCCUUCCGGCCAGCACCGCGCACACGCUCGCGACCGAGCUCAACACCGAUCUCGAGACGUACUGCUCCGCCGGGCCCUCCCUCUCCGACACCCUCAAGCGCCUCUACGGCUUCGGGCUGCUGCCCCUCGUCCCAGGCGCGUCGACCGCCGCGCUCGUGUCGACCGUCGAGCAGAUCGCCGCGCUCCCGCACCUCAAGGGCGUCAUCAUGGGCACGCGCGGGCUCGGCAACGGCCUCGACGACGCAGCCCUCGAGCCCGUGUGGGCCGCGCUCGAGGCCGCCCGCCUCGUCGUCUUCCUCCACCCGCACUACGGCGUCGACAAGCACGCCUGGGGCGACAAGGAGAACGGGCACGUCCUGCCCCUCGCGCUCGGCUUCCCGUUCGAGACCACGAUCGCGACCACGCGGCUCGUCCUCGCCGGCGUCUUCGACCGCUACCCCGGCCUGCGCGUCCUCCUCGCCCACUCGGGCGGCGCGCUGCCCCAGCUGUCGUCCCGCCUCGCGUCCUGCGUCGCACACGACCCGCUCGUCGCCGCCCGCCUGCAGCACGACGCGCGCUACUACCUCGGCAAGCUGUACUUCGACGCCGUCGCGUACGGCGCGGAGGAGCUCGGCUUCGUCAGCGAUGCCAUCGGGCGCGCGGACAAGUACGCGUCCGCGGGGGCCUCUGCCGCAGCAUCCAGCGCGAAGGGGACCGAUGGCACGGCGCAGAAGAGGCUGGGGGCGCAGAGGAUGCUGUUCGGGACGGACCACCCGUUCUUCCCCCCGCUUGGCGAGAGCGAGAAGUGGAAGAGCGUGGUCGAGAACCUUGAGGCGAUCGACGGAGUGUACGGAUGGGACGAAGCGGACAAGGAUGCUGUAAGGGGCGGCAACGCGAUCGCACUCUUCAACUUGGGAUCAUGA